Molecule: messenger RNA, 1419 nt
Organism: Aspergillus sclerotioniger CBS 115572
Lineage: Eukaryota; Fungi; Ascomycota; Eurotiomycetes; Eurotiales; Aspergillaceae
Product: mitochondrial 54S ribosomal protein mL38
Exons: 2
Coding region: 68-1330 (420 amino acids)
Source: RefSeq, a predicted model, not a curated record
CCUGGGGAACCUCGUCCAUCCACUCCAUCCACCCUCCCCCCUCCCCUCCCCAUUUACUCGCCUCACGAUGGCUCACUGUGAGCGGGCCUCCAAGCCCCUGCUCCAAUGCCUGCAGAAGACCUACACCAAGGGACUUCCGGGCCUCCAGCUGCAGUCCACCCGCGCCUUCCAGUCCACCGCUCUGGCUCGUGAGGAAGCCCAGGCUGAAGCCAAGAGCGUCCCCUUCCACAAGGCGCCUGAUCCGGCCCUGGUAACGAAUCGUCAACUGGAACGGCGACUGUUACGGCAAGGAAUUGCCCCCAUUGGAUCUCGUCGACGUCGUGCCGCUCUCCAGAACUCAGCCAACAUCCCCUUCGAGCAACUGCCCUACCAAUGUUUCCAGGAAGCACGCAAGGUUUUGGUCGCGGACCGCGACGAGAAGUUGCGCGACAUAACGGCGAUGAGUGAGAAGAUUGCAAGGCUCCAGGCUGUACCCACCCAGGAGGCCGGUGGGGAGCAGGUCAAGAAGUCCAAGCUCCGGGCCAUGGAGCUCCAUUUGGAGCAUCUCAAGAUUCUGGCCGAUAUCAACGACCCGCUCGUGAAGAAGAAGUUCGAGGAUGGAGAAGGUGAUUUGAGCAAGCCCAUUUACCGCUAUCUGGCCGACCGGAAAUGGAGAGAAUAUCGUCGCAAGAUCCUCGUUCAACGAAUCACACAAAUGAAGGUUAUUCCCGACGUCCUUCCCCACUGCGAUCCGAUCGUGGACACCAAGCUCUACUUCAACCGGAACCAGAUCCAGCCGGGAGAAUUCGUCAACGCCCAGGUCAGCACGACGGCCCCCAAACUCGACGUGCAGCUCUUCGAGGGUGGCGAGAAGCUCGUGACUAUUGCUGUGGUGGACUCGGAUGUGCCCAACGUGGAGAAGGAUGGAUUUGAUUUCAAGAUGCAUUACCUGGCCGUCAACAUCCCCAUCUCGGCCACAUCCACCAAGGUCGACCUGUCCCAGCUGUCGGCUGACUCGCAGGUGGUCCUGCCAUGGCUGCCACCGGUGGCCCAGAAGGGCAGCCCGUACCACCGGCUGUCUCUUUUCAUCCUCGAGCAGAAGGACUCGAAGCCAUUGGACUUUGCCGCGGUCCAGGCGAAGGAGACGGAGCGUGACAACCUGCUGCUCCGUACGCUGCAGGCUCGGUACCACCUGAAGGCGAUUGGCGCGCACCUGUUCCGCAGCCAAUGGGAUGAGACGACGUACGAGGUGAUGAAGCAGAUUGGCUUCCCCGAAGCCGACAUGGAGCUUCGCCGGAAGAGGAUCGAUCCUCUUCCUUACAAGAGGAGAAACCCUUCGACGUUCCGGUGAUCUGCUUGUAGCCUCUUUUUUUCGUUAACAUUUGGGCUUAGAUCUGUAUUGUACAAGAGAUGUAUGAAUAUGCACAAAUCCUCCAACUC